AUGCUGAAAUUAUUUUUUUCUAUUUCCAUUUUGUUUCUCGUGGCUCACGGAGCGAUUGAGCUGGGAUGUAGUAGUCCACCUCUGCCAAGAUCGAAUGGUGGAUGUCCCCCAGGAUUCACAAAUGUCACUGAUGGAUGUUGUCUGGAUUCUGACACAUACAUCGUCACUCCAUCCACCACACCAACUCCAACUACAGUAACCACCGCUCGACCUUGCCAAGAUAAGAUUAAUCCCGCGACUGGAACAAGUGACUGUCCAAAACGAGCAUAUUUGUGCACGGAUCCAAAUUAUAAAAAAGUGAUGAAAGAUCAGUGUGCAAAAACAUGUGGCUACUGUACAACUGGACCAACUACGACAGCGCCAAAGUGUUCGGAUAAAAUUAAUCCGAAUACUGGAACGAGUGAUUGUCGGAAGAAAAAGUACUUGUGUACGGAUCCAACGUACAAACGAUUGAUGAAGGAGCAGUGUCCGGAGACAUGUGGAUGUUGCUAA
This is a messenger RNA of Caenorhabditis briggsae, 492 nucleotides long. The coding region runs from base 1 to 492 and encodes 163 amino acids. NCBI's taxonomy places the organism in Eukaryota, Metazoa, Nematoda, Chromadorea, Rhabditida, Rhabditidae. The record is from RefSeq and is a predicted model, not a curated record. The transcript is spliced from 2 exons.